AAUUUUAUUAUUUUUUUAUCAAUAUAUUCUUGAUGCACAGUCAAAAGAAAAAAUGGAAGGAAAAUUUGUAAAAUCUCUUUAUUUUAACGUGAGUAAAAAGAAUGCGCUUUAAUCUGAACAUUCUGUUUUGUUAACAAUAUAAGAGACAUGAAAACCUUGUUUGGCGAGACAGCGAGACAAUCACUGAUACCCAUUGAGGUAUAAAAUGAACAAAAAUGCAUGUAUUUAUAUGUGACAGAUGACAGAUGAUUUUGGCAGUGGCACCAAAAAUCGCAGUUAUCUUGCUGCCGUUGCUGCUCGAUAAUGGCACCUAAUCCUGAAAUUGUGUAUGCAGGUGUCAUUCAGGAACGACAAAAAUGCUACGAGCCGCGAGUCAACGGUGCAUAUGCACAUACAUAUAUGUGAGCUGGUGUGCGCGCAACAGGUUGUCGGACGGUGUUGGAAAUUUUUUUCCGCAAUGUGCUUGCAUGCUUGGAAACACGCAUGCACGCAUCCAUGCACGUACAUACAAUGUACAUAGCGUUCAAUCCCGCCCGAUUAAUUCGAGUACAUUAGGAAUUUUCGGAAGUGGCUAGCCACGAAAAAUCGCGCUCCGUAUUCAUUUUUUGUGCGAUAGAAAGUCUAUCACUUCCCACACGAUUCAUCUUGCCUCGAUCCUUAAAAUACCCUCUGAACGUCUUUAGGACGAUCCUGCAUGGAUGUCUGUGCCGAGCCGAUGCACGAUGUAUGAGCUGGUAUGAGCUCGCAGUAGAAUGUUCAUCUUUUCUUUUAUUUCCACUUCUAUAGUUCUAUGUCUCUAAUAGCUCUCUCUCUCUCUCUCUCUCUCUCUCUCUCUCUCUCUCUCUCUCUCUCUUUCUCUUUCUCUCUCUCUGCCCCCCCUCUCUCUCCCUUCCCUUCUCUCUCUUUCUCUGUUUAUAUCCUCUAGCCUCCACCUCCACCAGUAUCAACCAGUAUCUCGAAACUUGCUUUCGGAGGCAUACGAUGAGCCUGCACAUGUCAUUAAGUUCCUCCGCAAAGGAAUCUCGCUCGCGACGCGCAUACCAGCGCACACCAGCGUAUACUCCAUUCAUGAAAGAGACGUCACGGGACUCACGGGGUCAACCGAGUUGUAGCGCAAGUCGCAAAUGAUGAAUUAAGGUUAUGUAUCAAGAUCGGGAUAUACGCGGCAAGUACAUGUUCGUAAACACGUUCAUUUCGCGUGUGAUGAUUCCACAUAGGGUGUGUUCGAGGAGACGCUAUUAGCGCUAUCAGCAUCAGUUUAUCUUUGUUCUACUUUUAAUGAGUAAUGAAGAUGGACUGAUGCUGGUAGCGCUAAUAGCGUCUCCCCGAACGCACCCAUAAGGUGUACUUUUGAUUAGUAUAUAUGGUGCGCGCGAACGCGAACGCAAGCGCGAGCGACUUGUGGAAGCUGCGUGUUUACACAACGCACCUGGGAUUGCCUUGCAUUGCCUGCGAUCUGCGAUGCGUACCGUCGAUUAUUCGAGGGAGGGACGAUGUGCGUUGCAAAUAAUUCAACUUUGCGCCUCUUGCAUUCUUUUAUAUCUGUUUAACUCUUAUUACGUUUCUCGAGGAGAGAGAUUGUUCGCUGUUUACGAGCGCGUUGGAGGUCAUAUGCCUGUUAUUCACGUUAUAUGCGUGUACCAAAUAAAAUAAUAAAUGAUCAUGGUGACUGUUAAGUAUAUCCAAGUUUGCGCGCGUUGAAACGCGUGAUGAAACGCGUAUCGUUCGCCAAAGACAUUUUACUGUGAAUUUACUGUUGUUUGUUCUCUGUAAUCGCACCAAAACGAGCGCAUCGAUAAAAUUCUUUGGUAUAAUCCAGAGUAAUUGUGCCAUAAAUUUCAAAAUUACAACCACAUAGGUUAUUGUUUAUAUUACGAACCUUCUUCGGAUAGACAAUAUGCAACCUAAAAAGUAUUAUAAUUAUAUAAAUAUUAUAUAUAAAUGGAAUAUACUAUUUAUUAAGAUUGGGUGUAAAAUAUAAAUUACCUGCAUUACGUGCAUACAAUGUAAAUUAUAUGAAGAUAUAAUACAAUACUAGAUAGCGUCAUCUAUAUAAUCAAUAAUUUAUGAAUCAGUGAACCUUUAGAUUUCACCAGAAAAAUAGUAGAAAUUAUUUCAUUUUUAAUUUUUAACAUUAUUUAUAUUUAUUUUAUCAAGAUUAAAAAUUCAGAUAUUAACAAUGUUUUCAAACUAAACGAUGUGUAAAUAAUCCAUGGAGAUGCAGUAUUAAAAUUUACAGCACAAUUGUAAUGAAUUGUUUAGGUUUACACAAACCUUUUUCAUAUGCAAUAUGCAAUGACAAUUAGAUAUAAUAAAAUAAAAUACAGAAAAAAUAAUAAGUUUUAGAAUUGUUAAUAAAUGAUACAAAACGAUAUAUAAAAAAUAGACACAUGAUAUACUAAUCUAAAAGUAUUCUGUACAUUACUUUGUAUCUUCACUGUGAACUUUUAAAUGACAAACAACGUAGUACUUGGUUGUAAUAUGUAGUCACAGUUAUAAUAUAAGAAAAAAAAUGUCAAGAUUUUUUAACCAUUAUUUUUUUUACAGUAAAUGUUAAAAAUUUUGUUGAACUGAAUAAUAGCAAAUAAAAAUAAAAUUACAAACAAAAUAUAAACUUACGAUAUUUCUAUCUAACGAAUUAUGAAUCUAUGAUUUAUAAAUCGCUCAUUGUUUACACAGAUGACAUUAAACAUAAUUUAAAUUACAUACAUACACGUAGAUAAUUUCACAUGUAAGAGCCCUGAUGUAAAUUCACUGCAUGUGUCUGCAAUGGCAAAUUACGUGAAUAAAUUUCUGUAUUUAAAUUUAUUUAUUAUAUAUUCAAAAUGAUAUUUUGUCUUAUAGUAAAUAAACAUGGGGGAUGAAUAGAAAAAAUUUAUCUGGUGCUGUUUUUUUAUCCAUAAAGUCUUAUUAAAAAUCAAUAAAAGUUUACAAUUUUAUACUAUUUAAUGUGUUGUGUUGUGUUGUGUGUGUGUGUGUGUGUGUGUGUGUGUGUGUGUGUGUGUGUGUGUGUGUGUGUGAAAAUUACUAUAUAAUUAAUAAUCAUACAUUUUUUCAGGCUGUCUCUGAUAUUACUCAUAAUUUCAUACAUUUCCUUACAUUAAUACGACAUUUACACGUUGAUGUUAUCUCUCUCUGAAUCAUUCGAGAUUAGGCUAAGAAAGACAUCAGUGAUAUAUAAGUGAAGCAGAGCUUGUGUGACAUGAUUGAUAUCAUCUUUUUUAGAUAUCAGAAAAAAUAUUUUCAGGAGUGAGAGUUUUUCAAUGUUUUUAAAGACUCUUUAGUUGAUGAACAUUGUGCACACACACACGCGCGCACACACAGUAUAUGUAUUAUAUAUCCAUAUAAAAGAUAUAAGAGAAACGGAAACACAACAUGGAUAGAGAACAUGGUGCUACCUAUGCAGGAUGUGAUAGCCACCUACUCGAAUACUGGGAGGAAUAUCAGAAAAUGAUAGAGGAAACAAAAAUAUUGGAUGAUUAUUUAGAUGAAGAGUGCAGCCCCCGAAGUUAUGAUGAAGGAGAAGAAGAAGCUGAAUGGUUACGUGCAGCAGGCUUAGAGCAAUUAACAGAGGCAUGGAAAGCAGGCAGGGAAGUGCAACCUGAAGAAUUAGGAGUGGCUUUACGUCCUCUAUCGCGGGUCCAAGCAGAGGUUGUGAAACGUCGCGUGAGAUCACUUAACCAUACAGUCAAGCAACGUUUUAAUCAGCGCCAACGUAUUCGCAAACCAGAUAUUAGAGAUGUUUUUAAAGAUGUAGAGGUAUCCAGCACAGGUACGCGAUCACGUAGUGCCACACCUGAUUCUUUAGAUUCAAUUCGGGGCGCUACACCAGAAAACGCAUCACCUCCUUCACCUCCGACAGUCACUGUGAUUGAAGAUGUGCAUCAAAAUGCUAGUGUUCCAAGUUUUGUUUCUAUGUUCCAUCGAACAUCAAAUGAAGGAAAAGUAACGGUUCGUAGGACACCAAGUGUCCCCCAAACAGUUCUCAAUUCUAUUCCAGUAUCUACUCCAACUUCUGUACCCGUACAAGAAAUUUUUAGGAGAACUGGCAAUUGGUCAAGGGGCAAUGUUGCAAAUGAUUCUGAAGGAAUUCAGUUAACCGGCUAUCAUAGAUUAGGAACGAUACACAUUGCCAGGCCAAUUCAAAGGCAUAAUAAUGAUAUUAAUGAUGUGGCAAAUUUUGAUGCCGAGUCAGUUAGAAAAUUAACUGUACCAAAAGAAUCGACUCUUCGUCGGAGUUCGGGAAAUCACACAGCAGUAACGCGAAGUCACAGCAGUUUAUACGGCUUGACCAGACCGGCGGAUGGAAACUUAAUAGCUCGUCCAUUAAGUCGUACAUCGUCACACGGUCAUCUUAGUUUCGAAGAGAUGUGUAAAACUAAUGAGGCCAAAUCUCAGGUGUGGUCCUCCGACAGUCUCAUGACCGAUGAUGAUUAUGCUCGGCAAGAUGUAGAAUUGUUGUCGCAACGAGAUUUUACAAAAUUACAGCCCCUUUUAUGGCUCGAAUUAACGGCGAUUUUUGAUAAAUAUAAUAUACCUCUUACAAGACGAAAACCUAAUAAGCGACGGAGGAAAACUGGAAAUUUGUUUGGCGUUUCUUUAUCGACGUUACUACUUAGGGACAGUCAAUUAACAAGCGAAGAGAACAACAUACCACUGGUAUUUCAAAAGAUUCUUAAUGAACUGACAAAACGUGGAAUAAAAGAAGAAGGUAUUCUUCGUGUUGGAGGCCAUAAGCAGAAGGUGGAAAUAAUUUGUAUAGAACUAGAAACAGAUUUUUAUUGUAAACCAAAGGAAAUGGACAAGUUGUUUAAACAUACUCCAUGUCACGAUUUGUCAGCUGUUUUGAAAAAAUUAUUACGAGAUUUGCCGCAACCUCUUCUUACUAUCGAAUUAAUUGAUGCUUUCUAUCAAAGUCAUGGUGUCAAGAAUCCCAAUGACUUAGUAUAUUCUCUCAAUUUGUUGGUACUAUUGCUGCCUGUUGAGCAUCGGUGUACUUUAGAAGCAUUACUGAAUUUCCUGAAGCUUGUCAUCGAAAAUCAAGCAUCGAACAAAAUGUCAAUACAUAAUGUAGCAAUGAUAGUGGCACCAUCGCUCUUUCCACCCCGGUAUGUUCAUCCUCGAGAUCACACUGAUCUUACCGCCCAAGUUAACAUGGCCGCUAUAUGUUGUCAAGUAACGGAAGCUCUGCUUAAUAACGUCGAUAAGUUAUGGUAUGUUCCAAUGGAACUCAUUAAUCAAUUACGGAGGCAAUCCGAGGUAGAUAGAUAUCGCAAAUACAAGAAAAAAUAUUUUUGAUUAUAAUUAGAUAAUUUGGGUUAUUUUAUACACACACACACACACACACACAAUAUAUUUUUACAUAUGUAUAAUUUGAAACUUACAUUUAUAUUAGUGGAUAGAUUGUGCAACACAUAUUGACAGAUCAAAUUUUGUAAGGAUGAUUUUAAAGCCAUUCUACAUAAGACGCAGGUCGCAAAGUUUAUAGGCACAUUACUCGCAAAUGCAGACUCGAUAGCCUACUAGAAUUGUCAGUAAUAUUAUUAACGCUUUUAUUUGGCUGUCGCAUCCGCGUUUGCGUCUUACGUAGAAUGUGACCAUUAGGUGAUUCUAAAAGUAUGUUGCACACAUAAAAUAUUCUGAAUAAAUAAUAAUAAUAAUGUCUAUCUACGUAUCAUGAGAUGUGCAUUAUCUUUCGUUUUUUAAUAAAUUCUAAGAUGUACAAUUAAUUAAUGUUACAUAAACAAGUUUUUUCAUUAGUUAAUUAUGAGUAGUACUACAUUUCAUUUCAUCGUUAUAUUUAACUAUUUACUAAUUCGUCUGAAAAUGCCAUAAUUUAACAUAUAGAUUUUUCUCUGUUAGUAGAUUAAAAAUUAAAUAAAACGUUUUUUUGCGAGAACAAAUUUUUUAUACGUAAUACAAGUAAGUUGAGAAAUUUUAUUUUAGUUGAGAUCUUAUAUUGCAACAAAUAUGGAUUGUAUAUUAUGAUUGUAUUAAGUAUAAAUUCACAAAAGAAUAUUUAUAUUCUUUUAUUGUAUCCAUAAAUUGUAUUCUGUUUCUUAAAUAUAAAUUUUAUUCUAUUAUAUAUUUAUGAUUGGUAAUAUAGCAAGAUAAAAUAUAUAACAGUACAUUCACGUAUUACGUAAUUUUUUAUAUUAUAUAAUACAAGUGGCGUUUCAGAUGUUAUAGCAUUAAAUUUCAUAAUUUAUUAUAAUAUUGUUAAUUACAUUAAUCUGUACGUGGAACCUCAUUAGAAUAAUUAGAAUUUUAAUUCUUUGAAACAUAUUUGUUUUCAAUUAAAUUACGCGACAGUUUAAUAGAAUCAACUGGUAACAGUGAUAUCUUGGUAUGUAAAAAAAUGCAUAGCAGACUAGCAUUGGGAGAGAUAUAUAUUAUUAGGUUUUAGUAUAUUUUUAAAGAAUCUAAGAUGGCGUUUAGUAUCAUUUAUUAUGUGUGAUCACAAUCAUUUCAUAUUUAUCCGAUGAUAUCAGUAAUGUGUCUAAGGUUUAUAGGAUUGGAAACUAUUGGAAACAACCAAAAUCCAUUAUAUAUAAUAUGUGAAGUAACAUUAUGAAGACAAAAAGAUAACAUUUUGAGAAUGUGUGUAAUUAUUGUGACAUGUUUUCAAAAAGUUUAGUAUUAUUUUUACCAUUUGAUACGCCAUAUUAUUAUAAGACUUUGUAUGUAUGUAUGUAUUUCGUAAAUUUUUAUAUUCGCGUUAAUAAAGUGCCAAAGAAAACAAAA
Messenger RNA from Monomorium pharaonis (pharaoh ant), 6744 nucleotides. It is a transcript of the gene conu, whose product is annotated as rho GTPase-activating protein conundrum. The coding region runs from base 3376 to 5298 and encodes 640 amino acids. Gene Ontology annotation, molecular function: GTPase activator activity. Lineage: Eukaryota; Metazoa; Arthropoda; Insecta; Hymenoptera; Formicidae. Gene Ontology annotation, cellular component: cytoplasm. Gene Ontology annotation, biological process: regulation of actin filament polymerization; signal transduction; regulation of small GTPase mediated signal transduction. The transcript has 9 exons. The record is from RefSeq and is a predicted model, not a curated record.